Balaenoptera acutorostrata (minke whale) is the source of this 832-nucleotide messenger RNA. It is a transcript of the gene EEF1AKMT2, whose product is annotated as EEF1A lysine methyltransferase 2. Gene Ontology annotation, molecular function: protein-lysine N-methyltransferase activity. Gene Ontology annotation, biological process: peptidyl-lysine dimethylation; peptidyl-lysine monomethylation. Gene Ontology annotation, cellular component: cytoplasm. Bases 64 to 711 code for a protein of 215 amino acids. The record is from RefSeq and is a predicted model, not a curated record. Lineage: Eukaryota; Metazoa; Chordata; Mammalia; Artiodactyla; Balaenopteridae. The transcript is spliced from 5 exons.
GGUUUGGAGAAGAGAGUAUGACUCGACUAAUAAGGUGGAUGCAGAAACACAAGAUUCCAUUGGAUGCUUCAGUGCUUGAUAUUGGAACUGGAAAUGGUGUUUUCCUGGUUGAACUUGUUGGCAAAAUUUGGUUUCUCUAAUAUUACUGGAAUUGAUUACUCUCCUUCUGCAAUACAGCUUUCUGGAAAUAUUAUAGAGAAAGAAGGUUUAUCUAACAUUAAGUUGAAGGUAGAAGACUUUUUGAAUCCUUCCACAAAACUGUCUGGAUUUCAUGUUUGUAUUGACAAAGGGACUUUUGAUGCCAUAAGCCUUAAUCCUGACAAUGCAAUUGAAAAGAGGAAGCAAUAUGUGAAAUCUCUCUCCAGGGUGUUGAAAGUGAAAGGCUUUUUUCUAAUAACCUCAUGUAAUUGGACCAAGGAAGAGUUGCUAAAUGAAUUCAGUGAAGGAUUUGAACUUUUUGAAGAGCUGCGGACACCCAGGUUCAGCUUUGGAGGCAGAUCUGGAAACAGUGUAGCAGCACUGGUUUUCCAAAAAACCUUACUUUACUCAGAGCUCUUCCAUCCAGUGAGUUGCAAGCGUGACAUUUGUUGUGUUUUCAGCACCUGCCAACUUGGAAACCAGGGUUUGUGCUCAGGACUUAGGCUUACAACCCACACUUUGUGGUGCACAAUGCCGUCCCAGCUGGCAUGCUUCUUACCUCAAUGGUGCUAGACGUUCGGUUACAAAGCUGUGCAGAUUCACAUGCGCUGAUUUCAAUAGGCAUUCCCCUUCAAGCUGCUUUCAACUCUCAUUUUGUAUCAAAGGAGUUAGAUUGGUAUCAUUAAAUUCACUG